AUGGCUAUUCCAUCCCUUUUAAGUUGUAAAAGUAAUAACAGUUCUUCUGAAGACAAGACAGAGAAAUGCACACAUAAAUUGUACGAAUUAAAGAAUGAAUAUAUUUUUGUUUAUCGAUGUAAUAUAUGUUUAUUAUUAUUUACAUGUGUAUAUACAUUUGCAGAACAUAUUAUUUCAGAAAACCAUAGAAUUAAACAAUUGGAUGCUUUAAAAAAGGAUAAAUAUUUCAACUGUUUAAGAUGUAAAUAUAUUUGUUUGAGUGUUGUUAAAAUGAUUAAGCAUAUUGAAUUAUAUAAUCAUGGGCAUAAUAUUUUGAAAAAAAUAAAAAAAAAAAUUCUUUACACCGGAAAAGCUAGCUGUGCAUGUAAAAUGAAAUGCUAUUUUUUUUAUUCUCAAAAUAAAAACUUAACAAACAUAGAGAGGUGUACAUUAUAUAAUGAAAAUAAUAUAGAACAAUAUAGAAUAAAUGAUGAAGAUAAAUAUAUUAUCCAUGAUAUAAAUAUAGAAGAUAAAGUGCAUAAUAUGAAGAAUGACGAGAAAGAAACAAUAAAGAAAAAUUGUAAUAAAAUAUAUAAUGAUGAUGGUAAGGAUGAUUAUGAUAAUACAUUUUUGAUUUAUCAAACCAAUAUUGAUUAUGCAAACAGUGGUAAUAAUAAUUACAAUAAUAAUUACAAUAAUAAUUAUAAUAAUAAUUAUAAUUAUAAUAAUGAUUAUUUGUUACCUAAUAAAUAUUUAUCCUUAAAUAAUAUACAAAAUAAAGAAUGUAUUAAAAAAUAUUCCUUACCAAUAAAUGUUCAGAAAAAUCAUGUAGCUACAAAGAAUUAUAUGAAUUUCCAACCUUAUCAUAGUGAUAAUCAAGAAUAUAAUUCAUAUCCCUAUAAUAUAGAAAAUAUAAAUAAUAAUCACACCAAUGUUGUAUUCAAAAAUGAACAAACAACUGUAAAUGAAACACAAAAAGAAUAUAUGAAGAAUAUUCUUUAUGAUCAGAAUGAAAAUCAAAAAAAAAAUUUAUUUAUACACAUGUAUGAAAAUAAUUACAAUAUAGAUGAUGAUAUAAUAUCAAAGAAUAAUAAAUCAUAUAUACAAAAAGAUUUUCUAUCCAAUAAUGAAAAAAGAAAUAAUUCUAUACAAUAUGGAAUAGAUCAUUUUGAUUUUAACAUGAAUAAAAGAAAUACAUAUCCUACAGAUGUAGCUAGCCAUUCAUUAAUAAAAAACUUAAUUCCGAAUAUUAACACCUCAUAUUCAUCUAAUAUAAAUAAUAAAAUUAAUGAGGUUGAAAUGAAUCAUAAUAUAAAUAUUCUGCAUAAUAAUAUCACAUUUAAUAAUAAUAUGAAUAAUUAUACAUUCUGUAAUAAUGUACUUCCAGAGGAAACAACUGAUGAAGAAAAUAAAGAAGAACAAAAUAUAUCAUAUGAUUUAAACAACAGUGAUUAUAUUUUUCAUAAUUUAAUAAAUGAAGAGAAUAAUGUAAAUCAUAUAAAUCAUAUAAAUGAUAUAAAUAAUACAUAUCAGAAAUAUCAAAAUAACAAACGUGAAGAUAAUUCCCUCUGCAUUUAUAAUGAUGAUAUUGAAAAAAAUACAUUCUCUGAAAAUAACCAUACAUAUUUUGAUGCAAUUUUUAAUUCAUAUUUUCUUAAAGAUAUUCUACCUAAUGGGGAUGAUAAAGAUGAAAAUUCUGUUGAUGAUGAAAAUUAUAAAAUAAAAAAUGAUGAGGAAGAAAUAAAACAGUUUCUACCCAUAAAUUUAAAUCCAUGUAUUUAUCAGAACGAGACUAAUAUAUUAUUGAAAUUACCGCAUGAAGAGGGCAACAACAUUGAAGAGGUGGUUGAACAUGUGAACAAAAAUGAUGAUGAUGAAAAUGAUGAUAAUGAACAAUCAUGUUAUAAUAAUAUAGAACAAGAAAUACUGAUUAACAUGAAUAAAUCUUUUUUUAAAGGUUUAAAUAAAAAUACAGAAGAAGACGUAACAAAUUUACACAGAAAAAAAUGUUCUGAUAUUUUGAGUGAAGAAACAAAUAAAGAAGAGGAUAUAGUAGAAAAUAUUUAUAUGAAAAAUAUAUGUAAUAAUAUAUUAAAUAGUAACAAUGAGGAGAAUAAUAUGCAAGAUAUAUCAAAUAUUUCAAGCAUCUGUGAUAAAAGUCAAAAUGAUCUUUUAUCAUCUUUAGGUAUUAUAAAAAAUGAGAAAGAAAAAAAUAAAUACAAUAAAUUGAAUGAAAAUAAUAAUGAUUAUUACUUGAAUAAAAUAGGACACGAUGUAAAUAAUUUUUUAAAUAUAUUAUUUGAUAAAAAAAAUGAAAUGAUAAAUAAGAACAGUGUAAAAAAUAGUAUGUAUAGUUCAGACAAUAAAUUGAAUAUAUCACACAACAAUAAUAUCAACAAUAAUAAUAAUAAUAAUAAUCAUAAUAAUCUUUUUUGUAAUGAGGAUAUUCAAUAUGUGCCCAUCUAUAAUAACUCUCAUUUAUCAAAUGAAAAAAAUGAUUUAUCUUAUGAUUCCAAUUUAUCUUAUGAUUUAAAUUUAUCUCCCUUAUCAAACAGUAACAUGAAUAAAAAUUUGUUAUAUCAUGAAAAAAAUAUUAACUUUCUUAAUAAUAAUAGAAACUUUCUAAACACACAAGAAGAUAUAAAUCAUAACGAUGUAGAAGGAAAAAAAGAAAAACAUUCUUUCUAUAUGGUACCACAUAACAUUUCUCAUAUUGAUAAAAAAGUAGAUGAAAAUAAUGGAUAUAUAAUAUUACACGAGCAAAAUUAUAAUAUGAUUUCUCAAAAAAAUGUUUAUAGCAACUUAUAUCAUGUAAAUACAGAUAAUGAGAAACAAAAACAAGUGACAAUAACAGAUCAAGGUGAUAAUAUGAAUAUUCAUAGGUCUAACGCAUAUACAGAGGCAAAUAAAAAGAGAAUAUUAUUUGUUAAUGAAAUAAAUGAAAUAAAAAAAACAAUUCAAAAAGAAACUAUGAACAGUAGUAAUGUAAAUAAUAUAUAUUUCAACAAUAAUAAUAUUAAUAGUAAUAAUAUUAAUAGUAAUAGUAAUAAUGUUGAAAAUAUUAUAAAUAUGAAUCCAUUGCUAUAUUAUGGUAAAGAAAAAAUAUUAUAUAAAGGAAAAUUUAAAAAAUAUGAUUCUACCCCUCCUAUUCUUAAUAAUAAUAAUAAUAAUUUAUAUGAUAUUAGGAUGGUGCCAAAAAGUAAUACAGAUACGUAUUCUGCUAACAUAAAAAAAUGCAUAUAA
Molecule: messenger RNA, 3222 nt
Organism: Plasmodium adleri (nom. inval.)
Lineage: Eukaryota; Apicomplexa; Aconoidasida; Haemosporida; Plasmodiidae
Product: conserved Plasmodium protein, unknown function
Exons: 1
Coding region: 1-3222 (1073 amino acids)
Source: RefSeq, a predicted model, not a curated record